This is a messenger RNA of Triticum aestivum (bread wheat), 3187 nucleotides long. Its product is annotated as acetylserotonin O-methyltransferase 1. The coding region runs from base 1802 to 2881 and encodes 359 amino acids. The transcript has 2 exons. The record is from RefSeq and is a predicted model, not a curated record. NCBI's taxonomy places the organism in Eukaryota, Viridiplantae, Streptophyta, Magnoliopsida, Poales, Poaceae. Gene Ontology annotation, molecular function: O-methyltransferase activity; protein dimerization activity.
CCAUUCGCCACUGCUCGCAACGAAGGGCGGCGGCGGCUACCUCGCGCCGGCGGUCGGGCCGCCGAGGUCUCGUCGCACCACCAGGCUAACGGGUGGACGCAAGCUGCCGAGGUCGCGGCGCGCCACCAGGCAGCGUAGCGUGACGACCCAGGGGCCGAGGCUGCUCGCGGACGCACCACCGUUCGCGCCCGUGCGUCCGCCGCGGCGGCGGAGCUGCCACCCCGUCCCGCAUUUCCCAGUAAGCGCUUGUUUGAUCGAUUGAUUCCAUCUUCUACUGCUCUUGACUUCAAUUUGUUUGGGCGGCGCUCCUGAGUGGGCGUUUGGUCACCCUAGCCCUACUCUCUGAAUGUGUUACUAUUUUAGUUCACAAAGGUUCAGGCGAAAUCGUUUGUUCUCUAGCUCAUUCCAUGGAUCGAAGUUAAAACUAGCCGAAUCGCCAGCCAAAUAUUAGCCAGAUUCGGACACCUCUGUCCGUAUGUCCAAGCAACACUGUCAAGUGUCAAUGACACUCAUUUACAAAGAACGAACUGUAAGGUCGUCCUGGACCAGUAGGCAAGAACAGCGUGACAUUGCUGGUAGUGAGUGUGGGAUAGAAGAAUGGGAGGAGCUCUACCGGUGGUUGCAAGAAGUUGAGCUCUCGGAGGCUCGGAUGUCAGUGAUGAGGCUCACUGGCUCCUAACGACGAGUGGCAAGUAUAGUGCGAAAUCACUUUAUGUGAUGAUCAUGUACUCAGGCCGGGGUGCGCGACUUGCGGAUGCUCGAUAUUUGGAAAUCUCAUUUCCACUUGAAGCAAUGCUUGGGGCUCUUGCUUGGUUGAUUUGGACUGGGCGAAACGAUGUUGUCUUUGAACAGCGUGUUCCCUCUUCUCCGGUGCAUAACAUCUCCAAAUGUUCGCUCUUUCAUCGCAGUGGAUGCUUCUCUGUCCUGCAAACCGUAGGGAGGCCAUCAGGGUGGUUAUCAGUGGGGUGGCUGGGUAGUGCCUGCUGUGUAGGCUGCUUCGGCAGUCUGGUUGCUGCCUCUUUGUUUAGUUUUUUCAGAUCUUGUACCGUGACGUUGGUUUUCCCACUGAAACUCCUGCUUUUCUAUAUAAAGCAUAGCAUUUAGCCUUUUCUCUAAAAAAGUAGAAAGCGUGAUGUCCCAGCUAGAAAAUGUUCUAUAUUUGGGGUGUGAGAAGCGUGUCUUGACCAUGUGAUAAGAUAGCGGGUUAUAUCACAAAUGGAAACCAUGCUUGCGGAAUUGCUAUAUUUUCUGAAGGUGUGUAAUUGGUAGCUAGUAUGCCCCGAUGAAUAAAAUUUACUGAUAGGUGGUUAUUUGUUCUGUUCAAGUAUAGAUAUUUACAAAGCAAAAAUAUGUACAACCUUUUCAUUAGGUGUGGCAAAAACAUGUCUUCCACUUCCGGUCUCUAACAGAACAAAUUCGAGAGUAGGGCCUGAUAUUUUAAUUUAAAAGAAGUGGAACUCAAGUGAAAUGUUUGAAAGAAAAUGAGUGAAACUUAAUAUAUGAAAAAAAAGCAUUUCACAAAAUAUUAUGCCAAUAGCUAGGCAAUAAACUGAUAGCUACUGUUCACAUUGAUUUUUACCUGCCAUGUAGCAAUAUGUAUAUUGCUGCUGUAAGUUUUUCUCAAAUACCUUCACCAAAUCCUGGGAUAUAAAUUUCUCAUCAUUCUUAAAUAACUUAUUACCCAUGGCCCUACCUUGUGCCUUAGCAACUUGCCUUAGUAUGUUGAUGAGUUUGUUCAUAUAUAGACCAGCACACAUGUGUACAAUCCCACCCAUAACCAAAGAAAGCAAGUUCAACAAAAAUGUCACCCAUUCAAAGCAAGAAUGGCUCUCAGGAUUUGCUCCAGGCUCAAGUUGACCUUUGGCACCAUGCAUUGGGAUUUGUCAAGUCCAUGGCACUAAAAUGUGCAAUGGAACUGCAAAUCCCUAACACCAUCCAACACCAUGGUGGGGCUAUGACACCUUCUGAGUUGGCCGCAAAGAUCGGGCUCCAUCCAUCUAAGCUUCCCCGCUUACGACGGCUCAUGCGGGUGCUCACCGUAUCAGGCAUCUUUGCUGUCCAUGAAUCCACCACGGCAGACAAGGAGGCUGUUUAUGUGCUUACCCCAACCACUUGCCUCCUCGUUAGCGAUGAAGUUAAAUCGAAUUUAUUUCCCAUUCUGUCUUUGAUGCUUGAUUCAACUGUCCUUGCCCCCUUUUUUGGCAUGAACUCAUGGUUCCUAGAUGAGCACUCUACAUCCUUGUUCAAAAAGGCUCAUGGCCUUACCUUCUGGGAGAUGGCUGACAAGAAUGAUUCUUACAACCAGUCAAUCAACAAUGCAAUGGUUUCUGAUAGUAACUUUCUCAUGGAUAUCAUCUUGAGGGAGUGUGGUGAUGUAUUUCUUGGUAUAAACUCGCUUAUUGAUGUCGCUGGGGGCCAUGGUGGAGCUGCCAGUGCAAUUGCGAAGGCAUUCCCGCAAAUGAAAUGCACAGUGUUGGAUCUCCCUCACGUGGUUGAAGAAGCUCCUACUGAUGACCAUGUGUCAUUUAUUUCUGGCGAUAUGUUCAAGUACAUUCCACCAGCGGAUGCUCUUUUCCUGAAGUGGGUUUUUCAUGAUUGGGGCGACGAAGAUUGUGUCAAGAUACUAAAAAAAUGCAAGGAAGCUAUCCCUCCCAGAGAGGCCGGUGGGAAGGUGAUAAUCGUAGAUAUGGUGGUUGGAUCUGGGCCAAAUGAAAUUGUUACAAGAGAGACACAGGUUUUCUUUGAUCUGUUUAUCAUGUUUCUCGAGGGGAUCGAGCGAGAGGAGUUCGAGUGGAAAAAUGUAUUCAUGCAAGCCGGGUUCAGCGAGUACAAAAUUAUAUCGGUGCUGGGGGUUAGAUCUGUUAUUGAGCUCUACCCCUGAACGCUCCACGCAAAAUUAUGUGGAGUAAUCAUAUUAUAUAUUCAAAAAACGGCAUGAACAGCGUUUGUGCUGUCUUGUUGUAUGCAUGUGCUUUGGUGUGACCGAUAUGUUUACAGCCAGCUUAUUGCAUUUUGCGAGGUGUGAGUAGUUGUGACCAGUGAGUUACCUCUGUCACUGCAAGACAUAUAUGUGUAGCAGGUUAUAUGGAGUCUGCUCCGGUCGUGUUUUUAUGUAUAAAUUACCAUCGACAGUUGGGUGUAUAUUUUCUUAAUGGAGAUAAUGAAUGAUAUUGAGAUGUUAUGUCUA